AUGCGCGCCGGCUCCCUUCAGAAUCGCGCCUUUGCGCAGCGCGGGGGCGAGAGGGAGCGCGCGGGGGUUGCGCGAGGCUGGCUCCGUUUUCUGCGUGUGCGCGCGGCGGGGGGGGGGGGCUACGUCUCCUUAGCCAAGCGCGCCAAACCUGAGGGAAAGCGAGAGACGCUGAGCGCGCGCGCGCGCGCCGGAGCCUGA
This is a messenger RNA of Podarcis lilfordi (Lilford's wall lizard), 198 nucleotides long. The record is from the annotation of a GenBank genome assembly. Lineage: Eukaryota; Metazoa; Chordata; Lepidosauria; Squamata; Lacertidae.